Molecule: messenger RNA, 1425 nt
Organism: Syngnathus acus (greater pipefish)
Lineage: Eukaryota; Metazoa; Chordata; Actinopteri; Syngnathiformes; Syngnathidae
Gene: tsr3
Product: TSR3 ribosome maturation factor
Exons: 6
Coding region: 320-1228 (302 amino acids)
Biological process (GO): maturation of SSU-rRNA
Molecular function (GO): rRNA small subunit aminocarboxypropyltransferase activity
Source: RefSeq, a predicted model, not a curated record
UGACAAUAACACGUUUUGCGCACGCGCUGUUAACAUUCGACGCACGUCGCGAUUUAUAUACAAUAUUUUAGUUUGUGAUAUUUUAAAGGGCAGCGCAGAUCAGAUUUUUUUUAUUGAGACUGACACACUCUGCUUACUUGCAAAAACGGACAUUUGGGGCUUGAAGUUUACGUGCUACGAAUGUUUACGUACAUGCUAAUGCUAAUGGUUUUUGGCUAACAGGAAGCAUGUGUAGGCUCUUCAGACUUAACUUUUGAAGAUAAAUAAUAGCUGCUUACAGUAUAUUAGACGAGGUUACAAUAUAUGUUAGGUGUGCAAAAUGGGACGUAAAAAACAGGGCAAGUUUGUGCGCCCUGAUAAUAAGGGAAAAGACAAACGACACAAAAUGAAGGGCAAAACAUUAGAGGCUUUUACAGAAGAAAUGCACUGUGCAGUUGAAGCAAGUCUAAUCAGGGAUGAGGAUGGAGCAGAAAGCCCCCAAGUGAAGCUACCUUGUCCUCUUGCCAUGUGGGAGCUGGGCCAUUGCGACCCCAAACGUUGCACAGGCCGAAAGUUGGUCCGCAAGGGCUUUGUACGCAACCUGCGCCUCAAUCAAAGGUUCAACGGACUCAUUUUGAGUCCCAUGGGUACAAAGUAUGUGACACCAGCUGACAGGGAGAUCGUGGCCCAGAGUGGACUGGCAGUGAUUGAUUGCUCUUGGGCCAAACUGGAAGAGACGCCAUUUAAUAAGAUGGUCGGAAGUCAUCCUCGCCUGCUACCUUACCUGGUAGCGGCAAAUCCGGUUAACUACGGGAAGCCUUGCAAAUUGUCUUGUGUUGAGGCUUUUGCUGCCACUUUUUGUAUCGUGGGUUUUGAGGAACUGGCUGUGCUCUUGUUGAAGAAAUUCAAGUGGGGCACUGUGUUCCUGGAGCUCAAUAAAGUUCUGCUGAAGCGCUAUGCCGCCUGCCAGACAGAGCAAGAGCUGCUUGCUGUAGAAAAGGACUUUCUCACCACUAAACCUGAGGAGGAUGAAAUUGAUCCAUUUGAUGUCAACUCGGGAGUAGAAUGUAUGAAUCUCAACAGACGUCACUGGGAAGCUGAGGAGGAUGAUUCUAGCGAGGGCACUGACACAUCACAGGAUGAUGACGACGAUGAUGUUGAUGAUGAAGACGAAGAUGGAAAAAACAACGAUGACUCAGAAAUUGUCUCGCAAGAAGAGGAAGUAGCAACAGCAAAAUCAUCACAGUAAAAUGUAUUUGAAUUUGAUGCUUGUAAGAACUGGCGGCCCAAUAUAAAGCCUCAAAUGCUUUACAAAAGGUACAUUUGGGCAAUUUUUUUUUUUUUUUUUUUUUAAACCUUGUUUAGAGCAUCUUUACUGUUUUUCAGUCCAGGAAAGUAAAAUACAAACACUGUGCUGCAAAUAAAUACAUUUUUAAAGUAUCUGUA